Messenger RNA from Drosophila navojoa, 731 nucleotides. RefSeq lists its product as uncharacterized. The record is from RefSeq and is a predicted model, not a curated record. NCBI's taxonomy places the organism in Eukaryota, Metazoa, Arthropoda, Insecta, Diptera, Drosophilidae. Gene Ontology annotation, molecular function: FAD binding; 2 iron, 2 sulfur cluster binding; oxidoreductase activity.
UAUAAUUAAAGUGUUUUCAAUAAACGCUACAAAGAUAAUUGAUAAUGCCGCAAAGUAUAACUAUUAACGGCGACUGCUAUGAAGUUAAUCUGUCCAGCCUGGCCGCAGACAUCAGUCUGAACACGUUUAUCCGAGAACAUGCCGGUCUCACGGCCACCAAGUUCAUGUGCCAGGAAGGUGGCUGCGGUGUCUGCGUUUGUGCCCUGAGCGGUGUUCAUCCGGUGACCGGGGAGCUGUGCACCUGGGCGGUCAACUCUUGCCUGACGCUGCUGAACACCUGCCUGGGCCUGCAUGUGACCACCUCCGAGGGCCUGGGCAACAAGCGCAAGGGCUACCAUGCCAUACAGCAGCGCCUGGCCAAAAUGAACGGCACCCAGUGUGGCUACUGCUCGCCAGGAUUCGUCAUGAAUAUGUACGCGCUGCUGCAGUCCCAGGGCGGACGGGUGACCAUGGCCGAGGUGGAGAAUGCCUUCGGCGGCAACAUUUGCCGCUGCACCGGCUACCGGCCCAUACUGGAUGCAAUGAAGUCCUUCGCCGUGGACAGCAACAUAGCCGUGCCAGCGGAGUGUGCUGACAUCGAGGACCUGAGCAGCAAGCAGUGCCCCAAGACGGGCGAGCUCUGCGCUGGCACCUGCAAGAAGAGCCAGCCACGAGCUGUGCAGCACUACGCUGACGGCAGUCGCUGGUCCUGGCCACAGACUCUAUCCGAGCUGUUCGAGGCACUGGCCGCG